AUGGUCGUCCGGUUCUUGGUGGUUAAGGAGUUAACCGCCUACAACAUCAUCCUUGGUCGACCCACUCUAAACGAGUGUAAGGCCGUCAUCAUCCCAGCCUUCAUGCUCCUCAUAUUUGAAAGGGAUGAUAGCACUGUUGGCUCCUUAAACGGGGAUCAGAAGACAGCAAGAGAGUGCUAUCUCUCAAACGUCAAGCCAACUGCUUCUACAGCCGGUCAGCUGAAGGAGCCAAUAGACCUUGACGAUGUCAAGGAUCUUGAUUCACCCCCUACAGCAGCCGCCAAGAAAAGAGAAGCUGAAAAGCUGGUGGAGAAGGAAGAUGAGGUGUUUUUGUUGUUGAGUAAGGAGGAGCAUGAAGGGUUUGUUCAACAAAACCCUAGUUUGGCCGAAUUAGUCAAAGCUUAUGAGGAUGUUUUCCCUAAUGAGUUGCCUUUAGGAUUACCUCCCAUUCGUGGGAUUGAACAUCAAAUUGACCUAAUUCCGGGAGCACCCCUUCCUAACAAACCACCUUAUAGAUGUAACCCCAUGGAAACCAAAGAGUUGCAAAAACAAAUUGAGGAGUUGAUACAAAUGGGUUAUGUGAGGGAGUCUAUGAGUCCUUGUGCUGUUCCUACUUUGUUAGUGCCUAAAAAAGAUGGAACAUGGAGGAUGUGUAUUGAUAGUAGGGCUGUGAACAAUAUAACCAUUAAGUAUAGGUUUCCCAUACCUAGGCUUGACGAUAUGUUGGAUGAAUUGAGUGGGGCUAGAGUGUUUUCAAAAAUUGAUUUGAGAAGUGGGUAUCACCAAAUUCGUAUGAGGGAGGGUGAUGAGUGGAAAACAGCUUUUAAAACCAAGCAUGGGUUGUAUGAAUGGCUUGUUAUGCCAUUUGGUUUAACAAAUGCCCCAAGUACUUUCAUGAGACUUAUGAAUGAGAUGUUGAGACCUUUUCUUGGUUACAUUGUUUCAGGUGAUGGAAUCAAGGUGGAUCCAAGCAAAAUAGAAGCCAUUGCUUCGUGGCCUAUCCCAAAAAAUGGCCAAAAAAAAUUGAAUGCUAGGCAUGCUAAGUGGGUAGAAUUCUUGCAAUCAUUCAACUUUGCUACAAAAUAUAAGCAAGGGAAAGCCAACAUUGUGGCUGAUGCAUUGUCAAGGAGGCAUACUCUUCUUGGAAUCAUGGAGGCUAAGGUCCUUGGUUUUGAAAUUAUGAAAGAAGCUUACAAAGAUGACCAUGAACUUAUGGAAAUCAUUGAGGCUUGCAAACAUGGAGUAAAUGGUCAAUUUGUGAUGGUGGACGGUUUUAUUUUCAAAGGAAACAAACUUUGUGUUCCUAAAGGGGCAAUUCGUGACUUAUUGAUAAGGGAAGCUCAUGGAGGGGGCCUUGCUGGUCAUAUGGGUAUUCAAAAGACCCUAUCUCAUGCUGAAUUUGCUUACAAUAGAACUCCAAGCAAAACCACGAAAUACUCACCAUUCGAAAUUGUUUAUGGGGUGAAUCCUUAUGUGCCCAUUGAUUACAUUGCCCUUGCUAAGGACAAAUUUGUGCAUGGGACAGCCAAGGAACAUAUUGAGUUCAUGAUUGAUGUUCAUAAGGAAGUUCGAAAGAAUAUUGAAAAGGCAAAUGAGUCCUACAAAAAGCAAGCAAACAAGUACUUGAGCAACGUGAAGAAGUUCGAAGUGGGUGACCUUGUUUGGAUUUUUCUUCGAAAAGAAAGGUUUUCUAAGCAAAGGAAACACAAAUUGAUGCCUAGGGCAGAAGGACCUUAUCAAAUCAUGGAGAGAAUCAAUGACAAUGCCUACAAGGUUGAUCUUGGAGGGCAAUUUGGAGUCUCAUCAACUUUCAAUGUUGGUGACUUAGCCCCAUAUUUAGAGGAUGACGAGUUGAGGCCAACUCCUUUCGAAGAAGGGGAGGAUGAUGCAAAUCACGAAGGUUCCAUUAAUCAAAACAAUCAUAAUCAUCCUACAAGUCCAAGUCACGGUUUUCCCAAGGAGAUUAUCCUUGCGAAAUCUUUUGAAAAUCAAGCAUUGGAUACCUUUGCUGCCCAUGGUCCUUUUGGUGUCAAUAAUCACGGUUUUACUUGCUUGAAUGUUCAUUACACGAAUUUAUUGAAGCAUAGGAACAACCUUGGUCAUUUGGAGUGCCGUGGGUAG
Messenger RNA from Chenopodium quinoa (quinoa), 2121 nucleotides. RefSeq lists its product as uncharacterized. The record is from RefSeq and is a predicted model, not a curated record. Gene Ontology annotation, molecular function: nucleic acid binding. The transcript is spliced from 5 exons. Bases 1 to 2121 code for a protein of 706 amino acids. NCBI's taxonomy places the organism in Eukaryota, Viridiplantae, Streptophyta, Magnoliopsida, Caryophyllales, Amaranthaceae.